Molecule: messenger RNA, 1087 nt
Organism: Brassica napus (rape)
Lineage: Eukaryota; Viridiplantae; Streptophyta; Magnoliopsida; Brassicales; Brassicaceae
Product: two-component response regulator ARR4
Exons: 4
Coding region: 195-950 (251 amino acids)
Biological process (GO): cytokinin-activated signaling pathway; phosphorelay signal transduction system
Source: RefSeq, a predicted model, not a curated record
UGGAUAAAAUAAAAUAAAAUAAAUACAAAAAGACACACUAAAAAAGAUUGAUUAGAGUGACAUGGAAAAAAAAAACAGAAAUAUAAAACCGUCUUAAAAGGAAGAGAAGAAGAAAAGAAAACAGAUGUGAGCUCUGUUUUUCUUCUCUCUUGCCCUGUUCUGUAUCCUCUCCCCUCAGUUACUAUUACUCAUCAAUGGCCAAAGAUGGUGGCGUUUCUUGUCUACGUAGCUCAGAGAUGCUGAACGUCGGUAUCGGAGGAAUGGAACCUCCACCGUUAGAUUUAGAUGAAGUUCAUGUCUUGGCCGUCGAUGACAGCCUCGUCGAUCGGAUUGUCAUCGAGAGAUUGCUUCGUAUUACCUCCUGCAAAGUCACGGCGGUUGAUAGCGGAUGGCGUGCUCUAGAGUUUCUAGGACUAGAUAACGAUAAGGCAUCUGACGAAUUUGAUAAAUUGAAAGUUGAUAUGAUCAUAACUGAUUACUGUAUGCCUGGAAUGACCGGUUACGAGCUUCUCAAGAAAAUCAAGGAAUCGUCCAGUUUCCGACAAGUCCCAGUUGUAAUAAUGUCGUCGGAGAACGUGUUGACCAGAAUCGACAGGUGCCUUGAAGAAGGUGCGGAGGAUUUUUUACUGAAACCGGUGAAACUCGCCGACGUGAAGCGACUUAGAAGCUGUUUAACCGGAGACGUUAAACUUUCAAACGGAAACAAACGGAAGCUUCCGGAAGAUUCUGUUUCCGUCGACACUUCGCUUCCACCGCCGCCGCUAUCCUUGACUUUCUCCACUAAUUCGUCGGACUCUUCUCCGCCGUUAUCUCCCGUGGAAGUCUUUUCUUCGCCACUCUCAUCUCCUGAAGAUGAUGAUGAUGUGUUGACUUCGUCGCCUGAGGGUUCGCCGAUGUCGGAGGAGUCGCCGAUUCGACGGCAGAAGAUGGGGAGUCCCGGAUUAGAUUAGUGAAAGUGUUUUAAGUACUUUUCUGGGAUCCGUGUAAUAUUUACUUUCUCCGUUAACUUUUUUUUUACCUUUGGCGGUAUUUUUAAUUGCACGUUGACUUGACGCCGUCAAUUAAUUUAUAGAUGUCCUUUAAUCUC